GUCCGAUCUGGCAUGUCUCGGGUGUCAUGAAAGGAAGUAGUAAUUAUAAAAGUACGUAUCCUGUCGUAAAUGCACAACACACCCGACGAUGACCUCAGUAGGCGAAGAAGCUAUCGACAGCACCGAUCCGAUUAGUUGCACCAGACUAAUCGAUGUUGCUUCCGUGACAGAGGGAGAAACGGUACUCUAUCUGGGAUGUGGCACUGGAUCUGGGGUUCUCUACAUCGCGAAGAGGGUAGGUGACAAGGGUCAAGUUAUAGGCAUCGACGAGCGCUUGGACGCCAUCGCCCAAGCUAGACGCACUGCUACCGCAAGGGAUCUAAGACCACCUCGAGUCGCAUUCGUACAUGUCUUACAGACGGAUGAGUUACCUGUCUUAUCGGACUCUGUGGACUGCGUCGUAUCGAUGUGGUCUCUCCGAUCUGAUUCUGAGGAACGGCAGGAGGAAGAGAAGUUAGGUAACGAGAUCUGGAGAGUGGUCAAGCCAGGAGGGCGUGUCGUUCUCAGUAUGAAAGAUAUCCCCGAGAGCCUGCGCUCGAAACUGGUCGUCGAUGCUGUGUAUAAUCAUGGUAGCCAACCGGAAGUGGCGAUGAAUGAUAACAAAAUAUUCUAUCGUCUGCACGCCGUGAAACCACCUCGCAAGGAGGAAGAUGGAUAUCUUCCCCUCGAAUCGGCCCUAAGAGACUGGUGGACCGCAUAUCCGGCACCGGUAUCCGAAGUUCAGCACUUGGAUUGCGGGGACGUGGCAAAUAUGAUGAGGAAUGGAAGUGAGAAGCAAGGCGACUAUGUCGUAAUCGAUGUCAGGAGGAAAGAUCAUGCGGGUGGGCACGUACGAGGAAGUGUGCAGUGUCCUGCUCAGACGUUCUACGACGAUCUUCCGAGUUUCUACGAGAGGUUUGGAGAGAAGAAACAGGUGGUGUUUUACUGUGGAAGCUCGCACGGAAGAGGCCCGAGAUGUGCAAGAUGGUACCAAGAUUAUUUGAAUGCCAAGGGCGAUACGAGGCCGGAGGCACUUGUGAUGAGAGGUGGGAUUAAGGAGUGGAAGGAGAGGUUUGGGGGGGACGAUGGCUUGACAGAUAGGGAUGCGGACUGACGAGGAUAGAUGAAGGAGGGGUGCGGCCGGGAUGUGCUUGUACAGAGACAUCGACAGGCUCAUUGGGACCGUCCCUUGCAUAUCGAAUCGUGGUAUUAUUGUGUACGCGAAAGCCAAAGCAAGUGGUGCUCGCUAAGUACUUUACCAUGUCGCUUUUGGAUUGCAACGGCAUGAUACAGAGAUUUGUGAAGUGGUUCAACGCCGGCAUCGC
Messenger RNA from Pisolithus orientalis, 1304 nucleotides. RefSeq names its product arsenite S-adenosylmethyltransferase. Gene Ontology annotation, molecular function: protein tyrosine phosphatase activity. NCBI's taxonomy places the organism in Eukaryota, Fungi, Basidiomycota, Agaricomycetes, Boletales, Pisolithaceae. Bases 89 to 1093 code for a protein of 334 amino acids. The transcript has 7 exons. Gene Ontology annotation, cellular component: nucleus; cytoplasm. The record is from RefSeq and is a predicted model, not a curated record.